Molecule: messenger RNA, 1809 nt
Organism: Hibiscus syriacus
Lineage: Eukaryota; Viridiplantae; Streptophyta; Magnoliopsida; Malvales; Malvaceae
Product: V-type proton ATPase subunit B 1
Exons: 15
Coding region: 114-1580 (488 amino acids)
Biological process (GO): ATP metabolic process; proton transmembrane transport
Cellular component (GO): proton-transporting V-type ATPase, V1 domain
Molecular function (GO): proton-transporting ATPase activity, rotational mechanism; ATP binding
Source: RefSeq, a predicted model, not a curated record
AUUUUGUAUUCACAAAUCGCAGUAGAUCUGACUUUUUAGUUGAUUCCCCUAUCUGUCUCUCGCUCCUUCGCUGCUUCCCGUGAAACAGAAAACGCACAAAAAUUAACUAAAAAAUGGGUAAGACAGAAAACAUUAAUGGUACUGAGGAGGGAACACUGGAGAUUGGCAUGGAAUAUAGAACAGUUUCUGGAGUUGCUGGGCCUUUAGUAAUUCUUGAUAAAGUGAAGGGACCCAAAUUUCAAGAAAUUGUUAAUAUUCGUUUAGGGGAUGGAACAACCAGGCGUGGUCAAGUCCUUGAAGUUGAUGGAGAAAAGGCUGUUGUUCAGGUUUUUGAAGGAACAUCUGGAAUUGACAACAAAUAUACAACUGUGCAAUUUACAGGAGAGGUGUUGAAAACUCCUGUCUCUUCAGAUAUGCUUGGGCGCAUUUUCAAUGGCUCUGGCAAGCCAAUAGAUAAUGGUCCACCUAUCUUGCCUGAGGCAUAUUUGGAUAUCUCUGGGAGUUCCAUUAAUCCUAGCGAGAGAACCUAUCCUGAAGAGAUGAUACAGACUGGAAUUUCAACAAUUGAUGUCAUGAAUUCAAUUGCUAGAGGGCAAAAAAUCCCUCUCUUCUCAGCUGCUGGUCUUCCUCAUAAUGAAAUUGCUGCUCAGAUUUGUCGUCAGGCUGGUUUGGUGAAACGUUUGGAGAAGUCAGGAGAUCUUCUUGAGGAUGGUGAAGAAGAUAAUUUUGCAAUUGUGUUCGCGGCUAUGGGUGUAAACAUGGAGACUGCACAGUUCUUCAAACGUGACUUUGAGGAAAAUGGCUCAAUGGAGAGAGUGACCCUUUUCCUAAACCUGGCUAAUGAUCCCACAAUUGAGCGUAUUAUUACACCUCGUAUUGCUCUCACUACUGCAGAAUACUUGGCAUAUGAAUGUGGGAAGCAUGUUCUUGUGAUCCUUACAGACAUGAGUUCUUAUGCUGAUGCUCUCCGUGAGGUGUCCGCUGCUCGAGAAGAAGUACCUGGAAGGCGUGGAUAUCCUGGGUACAUGUAUACUGAUUUGGCCACCAUAUAUGAGCGUGCUGGACGAAUUGAAGGGAGAAAGGGUUCUAUCACACAGAUUCCAAUUCUUACUAUGCCAAAUGAUGAUAUUACACAUCCCACCCCGGAUCUUACUGGAUAUAUCACAGAGGGGCAAAUAUACAUUGACAGGCAACUUUAUAACAGACAGAUAUACCCACCAAUCAAUGUGCUUCCAUCGCUGUCUCGUCUGAUGAAGAGUGCCAUUGGUGAGGGGAUGACACGCAGGGAUCACGCCGAUGUGUCUAACCAGCUUUAUGCAAACUAUGCUAUCGGGAAGGACGUGCAGGCCAUGAAAGCUGUUGUUGGAGAAGAAGCGCUUUCUUCCGAGGAUCUGCUAUACUUGGAGUUCUUGGAUAAAUUUGAAAGGAAAUUCGUCAGCCAAGGAGCGUAUGACACCCGCAACAUCUUUCAGUCACUCGAUUUGGCAUGGACGCUGCUCCGCAUAUUCCCUCGUGAACUUCUCCACCGUAUACCAGCAAAAACUCUCGACCAGUUCUACAGUAGAGAUGCAGGUAACUGAAGGAGGCAAACUGAUGCCCUUCGAUUGUCUCCUCCUCGGUAUCCGCCAGUAGAAGUUGUGUAUCCACGUGGAAGUUCUUUGACUAGUAAAACAAGUGAUAAAACAUGACAUUUUCCGGUUAGCCCCCCCCCCCCUUUUGUGUUAUUUGUUUUUCCUAUAUUCCUAUUUAUUUUUGACUGUGUAGAUUUGGAUUAUUAUAUCUAACACAGACAUACUGCAUUUAGCUGCU